AGAGUUUUCUUGGGACGAAUUAAGAAACCUUUACUUCAUUAUAUAAAGACAAGCUAAAUCCUUUAUACGAUGGCAAAUAUACACCAUAAAGAACUUUUGUCAUUACAAUGAGCAUGAGCGAUCGUGAAACUACAAUUGGUAAUGGUGGCGUGGAGGACGAGUUAUCACUUCCAAAAGCGACUGUCACUAAGCUCAUUACAGAAAUGUUACCAUCCGACAUUGCUUGUGCAAAAGAUACCCGCGAUUUAUUAAUAGACUGUUGUGUUGAAUUUAUUCAUCUAAUCGCUUCUGAAGCAAACGAGAUUUGUGAGAAAGAAGCUAAAAAAACUAUAGCUGCGGAACAUGUCAUUACUGCGCUUCAAACUUUAGGUUUUGAAAAUUAUUUAUCUGAAGUACAAGAAGUUUUCAAAGAACAUAAAAAAUUGCAGAAGGAUCGUGAUAAGAAAAGCUCAAGAUUAGAAAAUUCAGGUAUGACAGAAGAGGAAUUAUUGAAACAACAAGAACAGUUGUUUGCACAAUCUCGUCUCAAAUAUCAAGCACAACAACAAUCGUGAAUGGGUAUUAAUAUAAAAUGAUGCUUUAGUAUCUAGUAAAUUUUGCUUCUUUUAUGGAUAUUUCUAUUUUCACAGUUAUUUUCGAAACAUUGAUUUGUAAUAAAUACCAGAGAAUAUAAUAAAUUUAAUAAAUUUUAUUAUGCUUUUUUUUGCUUUCUCUUUGCAAGAACGCCAUGACGUAAA
Rhizophagus irregularis DAOM 181602=DAOM 197198 is the source of this 737-nucleotide messenger RNA. RefSeq lists its product as uncharacterized. Gene Ontology annotation, molecular function: RNA polymerase II general transcription initiation factor activity; TBP-class protein binding; protein heterodimerization activity. Gene Ontology annotation, biological process: negative regulation of transcription by RNA polymerase II; RNA polymerase II preinitiation complex assembly. Lineage: Eukaryota; Fungi; Glomeromycota; Glomeromycetes; Glomerales; Glomeraceae. The record is from RefSeq and is a predicted model, not a curated record. Gene Ontology annotation, cellular component: negative cofactor 2 complex.